Psilocybe cubensis is the source of this 2304-nucleotide messenger RNA. RefSeq lists its product as uncharacterized. The transcript has 3 exons. Gene Ontology annotation, molecular function: protein kinase activity. Lineage: Eukaryota; Fungi; Basidiomycota; Agaricomycetes; Agaricales; Agrocybaceae. Bases 1 to 2304 code for a protein of 767 amino acids. The record is from RefSeq and is a predicted model, not a curated record. Gene Ontology annotation, biological process: protein phosphorylation.
AUGUCCGGUCGUACACGUACGAAAUCGGCCAGUUCUAGCAUCCUGAAAUCGGACCUUGAUGACCACAUCCUCGACAACGUAUCCGUGGCCCAUUUUGUCGAGCAUGUCUGGGGAUUAGGGCCUGCAAAGGUUUCAAAAAUUCUUGAUACACAAUUUCAGCUCCCAGAAGACCUCCUGAAAGAAUAUCUGCAUAUUCUCAACAACAGUACCAAGCAGGAGUUCACACUUCACAAGCCAUUUCGCGGUAUCUCUAGAGCACUUCUCAAGAGCGUCUGCGAUCAUUUUGACCUUCCGCACACUGUGCUCCAAACAUACUUUUGGGAUGGAAAUGGCACAACUUAUGUCUCUCAUGAAUCUCGUGUCAAAUUCAAAAAGACAUCGAGCAGCAAUGCCCAAGCAAUGGUCGUGAAAAUAAAGAAGGGUUCCCAUCAUGGCAUGCUCAAGCCUGACCUCCUGGAGGUAUGCAUACCGGUAGAUAAUGACAACAAUCCUUUGAAUCCCGACAACGAAGACUCUAUCACAAAUGCAGAGAUACCAACAUGGGCUCUUGCGCGUGCCCCGGUCAAAUUUAAGAAGGAUAGGAAGACGGUCACACCCAAGCUCGACACCGUUCACGAAGGCAAAGAGACGGGCACAGGGUCUGGUGUAGGUACCGAGGUGUCGUCUUUGCUCAAUACUGACGGGAUGGGCAACUCGUCUGGUUUCACGCAGGAGAGUGGAAAAUCUAGAAACAAGCGACCAGGCAGUCCAACCCUCUCAAAAGAACUUAGAGACGCGAAGAAACAACGCACCAUGGCCACCCGGAACAUUUCACUAGAUGAAUUAAAACUUGCUAAUUAUGCGCUUGAGUGCCUUUACGCCGGAAAUCGACACUACGUGACUGGCAUUUUUAUCAACGGCGUCACCUUUAGACUCUGGUAUUACGAUCACUCGGGCCCAAUGCGUACCGUUUCUCAUGACUUUUCUCAGCCAUCUGGCACGGCCAAUCUUGCAGCUGUCCUGUUCGCUCUUAGUCAGAGCAACAUGAAGCAGGCUGGAUUCAACCCUUAUAUCUAUUGCCUGGCUGGAAAGCUUGACGUGCCCAUUCAGACUUCCACUGUAAUUCCCUUGACCAAACCGUGGCCUAAGAUGAAAGACCUCUGCUACAAAUUCACCGAGGGCAACAAGGAACAUGUGUUUGCUAUACACAGAUAUAUCUCUCGCUACAGAGGCAUCAACGGUCGUGGAACGGUGGCAGCACAAGUUCGCCAUGCUCUCAUAGGAGAAAUGUUCUCUCCUAAUCUAUACGUCCUCAAGAUGAGUUGGCAGUUUCCAAAUCGUAAGCAUGAAGGCGAAAUCAUCAGUCACCUUCGCAAAGUGCUUCCUGACUGGCAUGAUCACCUUCCCGACCCCUUAUUCUAUACGAAGAUUACAGCGGAAGAACUUGCCAUGCCGAAAUACAAUGUCUACAAUGCGAUGAAGGACUCAGCCACUCCCCCUAGCAAUCACAUCGACGACCGCGAUCUGCAUGUCAUUGCAACAAACCGCUACAAACACCUUUGGGAAGCCAGUGACAUUGAAGAGUUUAAGCAGGCUUUCAUAGACUGCCAUUACCAUGCCUUUCAAACUGGGAAUGUUCUUCACCGUGAUAUCAGCGAGAAUAACCUCAUGAUAUAUCUACCUGGCAAGACAGACAAGCUGGAAGAACAAGAUGUUGCCGAUAAUGCGGAAAUUGCUACCAAAAAGAUAGCCUCUGGUCCAGCGACCGAGUCGAAGUCUGUUGAAAUCACAGAACCUCGAGUUCGCGGAGUUCUCAACGACUUCGAUAUGGCCGUCGUUCUAGGUCCCGAUGGCAAACCUACAACACCUUCCACCGGAGAUCACCACAUCACAGGCACUCUACCCUUCAUGGCUGGUGAUCUUCUCAUGACACCGGAAGAUCGAGCGAAAUUCCAAUUGAAAUACCCUACAGUUCCGACGUAUCAUUUGUACCGCCACGACCUCGAGUCGUUGCGCCUUCUCCCGGGCUCGCCGCUGAUAGGGUGGUCAAAUACCCCAAACGUGCUCAACACUGUGCAAAUAAAGGCAUUAACAAUUCCGCUCAUGGAAGUAUUGGAAACAGGUACCCUCGCAGAGUGGAAAGGCCUUUGGGCGGACUGGAUUGAGCCACUCUUUCUUUUAUUUGAGGAAGGGCUGCGAUGCAGCGCAGCUGCUCGGAGACGCGGCAAUAUAGAUGAUUUCACGACCGGCGGGGGACUUUUGACUUUUGAAAAAUUCAUGGCGACUAUUAAAGUCACACCCCGAAACUUCGAUACCAAGAAGUGA